Molecule: messenger RNA, 1189 nt
Organism: Triticum aestivum (bread wheat)
Lineage: Eukaryota; Viridiplantae; Streptophyta; Magnoliopsida; Poales; Poaceae
Product: cytochrome P450 94A2-like
Exons: 1
Coding region: 1-1002 (333 amino acids)
Molecular function (GO): iron ion binding; heme binding; monooxygenase activity
Source: RefSeq, a predicted model, not a curated record
AUGGUUCUCGACAUGCAGGACGUGCUCGAGCGCUUCGCGUUCGACACCGUCUGCAUGAUCUCCUUCGGCCACGACCCGUGCUCCCUCGCCGACGACGGGGUCUUGCCAGACGGCAAGUCAGACUUCAUGCGCGCCUUCGUCGAGGCGCAGGACCUCACCGUUAAACGCUGGCUCGAGGUCACCUGGAAGAUCAAGAGGUGGCUCGACAUCGGCAAAGAGCGCCGCCUGAGGAAGGCCAUCGCCGAUGUACACGGGUUCGCCAUGGACAUCGUCCGCACCCGCCGUCAAAGCUCGUCUGGGAAUAACAGAGAUGACCUUCUUUCAAGGCUCGUGGCGAGCGGCGAUCACGGCGAUGAGGCGCUCCGGGACAUCGUCCUCAGCUUCCUGCUAGCCGGCCGCGAGACGACGUCCUCGGCUCUGACGUGGUUCUUCUGGCUCGUCUCUUCCCGGCCGGACGUUGUCGCGCGCAUCGCCGACGAGGUCCGCUCGGUUCGGUCCACAACGGGCACCCGCCCUGGCGAUCCGUUCACGUUCGACGCACUCCGGAGCAUGCAGUACCUGCACGCCGCGCUCACCGAGUCGAUGAGGCUCUACCCACCGGUGGCGAUCGACUCCUCCGAGACAUGUGCGGCGGAUGACACGCUCCCCGAUGGCACGCACGUCGGUGCAGGAUGGUCCAUCACAUACAGCGCAUACGCCAUGGGGCGGCUCGCCACGAUAUGGGGCACGGACUGCGCCGAGUUCAAGCCCGAGCGGUGGCUCGACGACCAUGGGGCUUUCCGGCCGGUGAGCCCGUUCCUAUACGCGGUGUUCCACGCCGGACCCAGGACGCGCCUUGGGAAGGAGAUGGCAUACGUGCAGAUGAAGUCCAUUGUCGCCGGUGUUCUCGAAGAAUUCGUGGUCGACGUCACCGGCAGUGGCGUGCCGGAGCACGCGCUUUCGAUAACCCUGAGGAUGAAGGGUGGCUUGCCUGUCCAAAUAAGCACAUGGCUGGAAGUCUAGGACGACCAGCAAGCUGCCCCGCUGCCCGGCUGGAAGCGAGCGGCCACCGAUUCAUUUCAGUCGUGAGAAUGGCAACAACGGAGACAACACAAACCCAAUGGUGCCCUUGCAAAAAAAAAAGAAAAAAAAGUCUGUAAUGCAUGUGUUUUAAGGCCAAUUUGAAAGGAGCUUUGCUACACUUCACUCA